GUCCUAGUCGUUGUGGCUGCCCCUUCGCCCAUCCCCUUCAAUCUGUUCAACCACACUCGGUCUCGCAACCACAUACGCGUCAUUUGAGCUGUGAGGCAGCCAUGGAUGCCCCAGAUAACAUCCCUGGCUUUCUGGACCCCCUUUUGAACCAUCUCUCGUCCGCCCUUCCGCCGAGUGUAUACGACGCCGUCCUCUCUCUCCUAUCCUACUCAAUAACCUUCUGCACGUCACUCUUCCACCUGCUCAAGGCACUUGCAUUGUCCAACCCCACAUCAUGGGAUGCACAAACCAUCCUUCCGCCCCUCAUUACCGUCCUCGGGGCGUACCUCGCGCUCGUGAGCUUCUACCGCACGACGGGGUGGAUGAUACGCACCACGUUCGCGUUCGUCAAAUGGGGGACCCUCCUCUCCGUACUUGCCGCCGGCGCAGGAUACUUCAUGGGCAAUGCGAACGCGAACGGGGGAAACGGCGUAGAUGGGCAAUUCCGCGGGAUCGUGCCAACCUUCGGUGGCAUGAUCCUCGAUAUGCUCAAUGGACAAGAUCGGAACGUCGCCGGGGGUGCGCGCACGAGUCGCACAUCUACCAGGUCCCGUACUCAAAGGAGGAAGGCGCCGCGGCCAAAGGCAUGGGAGUCAUGGGACCGGCAUCAAGAAUGGCAGUAUAACGACAAUGCGCAGAACCAGGCGGGCGACGGGGGAUCGGGUGUGCAGCAGAUAAUGGGUCAGAUUUUCGGCGCAGCAGGGCGCGUAAUACGAGACGGUGGCUGGUGGGAGGCGGCCAAGAACGUCGUGGAUAGCGCACUGCAGGACCCGGAUGCCGACGCGGAAGGCGAGAGGGAUGCUGGAUCGGAGGGGCGGCGGCAGCAGCCUCCCCGGAACGCGAAGACGAAGGCACAGUCUAAGUCUAGCUCGAAUUAGUCGUCGGUAUACUUAUAUUGGUUAUGUGUACCAUGUAUUCGUACUCUUGAUAUACAGUGUGGCAUAGGCCGCAUCAUGACAUGCUUGUACCGCU
Rhodofomes roseus is the source of this 1011-nucleotide messenger RNA. RefSeq lists its product as uncharacterized. The transcript has 2 exons. Lineage: Eukaryota; Fungi; Basidiomycota; Agaricomycetes; Polyporales; Fomitopsidaceae. The coding region runs from base 102 to 917 and encodes 271 amino acids. The record is from RefSeq and is a predicted model, not a curated record.